Messenger RNA from Cryptotermes secundus, 7706 nucleotides. RefSeq names its product protein TMEPAI. Bases 1682 to 2440 code for a protein of 252 amino acids. Gene Ontology annotation, molecular function: R-SMAD binding. The transcript is spliced from 5 exons. NCBI's taxonomy places the organism in Eukaryota, Metazoa, Arthropoda, Insecta, Blattodea, Kalotermitidae. Gene Ontology annotation, biological process: negative regulation of transforming growth factor beta receptor signaling pathway. The record is from RefSeq and is a predicted model, not a curated record. Gene Ontology annotation, cellular component: early endosome membrane; Golgi membrane.
GUAGGCCGUGGAGGUUGUUUGUUUUGGAAGGGUGUUGGUUGUUAUAUCGGCUGCGCUUCGACAUUUAUAUCACAUAAUGCAGUUAAACUUCUCGGUUAAAGAAGUUGCUGGUAUUUGAUGUGUACAACCGUCAAGUCUGUUUUCUUAACAAAUGUUUUCGUGUGAUCUGAAACAUCCUGAACCUAAAGAAUGGUACAGUGAGGGACGUAUUUCAUCCUAAUUUCGAAAAUAGAGAAUUUUGUUCACAAAUGAAAAGAAAACGGCGGUUAUAUUUUAAUGUGAGUGGGCGGUGGAUAACACUUGUGUAUGGAUGAUGCUCUUCACUGCCGUGUGACUGUGUUUUAGAAUAAUCUGCAGUUUCUUGUGGAACCAUCAGCCGUUUUCUUCUCUACAUUUUGCAACUGUGCACCUUGGUACACGCCCCUAUUGUUGAGUUGUAGGUUAAAAUAUUCCAGAAAUUGAUAAUCAUCCAAAGAAUUUGAGAGCAUAGUUUUCGUUAAAGAAUUUCAAAAUAACCUUAACCGAUUUUUACGUCCAUCAAUCGUAAAAAAAGCACACACAGUGACGUUAUAAUUUGGUAGCGCUCCAAACGGAAAAAAAAAGUAGGACGUACCAUUGUUGGCAUAAGUUCAACUGUUUUAAACUACCAAUAAGCGUUAUUUGUUGGCACUUGGCCAGUCACAAAAACUGCCAUAAGUAAAUGUGUGGCCCCGAUCCAAUAUUAGAAACACAAGUGCAUUGUUAUUAUAACUUUAGUAUGUUUAGCAUUCAGCCCGUUAAGACAAACCAGGAUAAUGCGGAUCUUAAUUUGUCGAGUGACGUUUGAACCCAAUUAAAUAAGGAAUUUCCGAGAACGUUUGUCAUUACUGUUCAAUAAAAGUCAGUUCCACAUAUAAAAGUGAAUUCUACCUGUGGUCGUAAUGUUUUGUAGUAAAAUGAGUGGAAAGGAAAAGUAAUUGUUCUUUAUAUUUACUUCCAAAAUGCUUUUCUGCAAUGCUGCUUGUGUUGUCUGUGCAAUUCUACAUCUUGGAACUGGUUUCCAGCCUAAUAAUUCACAUUCGGUCAGCGACCAGCAGCAGCGAGACGUCAGUAACCGAGGAGGUUAGCCAGACUGUGAACUGCGUUUCAGAUGUACGUGGCACGUUCAGUUUUCUGUUGACAACGAGCUUUCACCGGUUCGUCACGCGGCCAAUCGGGUUUAGGAGGUUGGUAGUUGGUGCAAGAAUUACAGUCAUCUUACCGCCAACCGAGAGCCGUACUCCUUUUGUGAACACAGAUCCUGCUGAUAGCAGGAUACAUAAAACUGUUAGUAACAACACGACAAGACACAACCAGCUAUGGUGUAUCAGCAACUAUGGACAACAUAAUCGCAGUGUCGGAAAUAGUGGCAAUUCGAACAUACUUGAACAGUGUCACAACAUAGAAAAUUGUUGUCGGUUGUUUAUUUGUUACCAGAAAGAAAUACCAGUUGUGAUAGUUUUGUGACAGUGCGCACGGCGGUACUCCAAGAAAGUUGUCGGAAUACAUCAGCCAGUGUGAAUGUCAUUGCCUGUACUCCAUUCUGAAAACAAAACACGUUUCAGGAGGCAGUUUAAUAUGAUGUGGAGAUAGUUACGAGGAUGGAGAAUAUCUGGACCAUCACCCUGGCAACUACGAGGACGUCUGCCACCAUCAACAUGAUAUGGAAGAACAGGACGUCUUUAUACCGAGCAGUUGUGGGGCAAAUAAGACAACAGCAGCACAAAACAACGCGGACCGUUGUUGGACCAAGCAGAGGCGUGCCGAGGUUAGCGGAGAAAGACGACACCAAUUGUGGAAGAGAAAAGCUAGAAAUGGAUGUUGUCAGAAUUCGACCCUUAAUGAAGAUACUAAGAUGCUGGCGCUGCCGGGGCCGAGGGUCAUGGACCGGCUGAGCCAUGAGAUGGCGGCGAGGAGGGACCGCCAAGUGAGGCUUCACUCUGUACAGACAGAUCUGGAGUUGGACUUGCCGCCCAACAUUGCACUUCCUGAUGGUGAGGAAGUUCCAUAUGGCAGUUCCAUGCGUCUGCAGAUACGUGAUAAUGAACAGGAGAGCGAAAUCUACCAGAAGUGCAUCCGGCCACCACCAAACCGCACAGUAUUUGACGGUGAGUCCCCACCGCCAUACCGGACAAGUUCAGCAGGUGUACUUGGUAGUGGGGAUCCUGGAGACUGGUCGAGUGGGGGCUGUAGCACAACACGUGUUGUACGAUGUCACAGUGUGUCAAGUGGUUCUUCAGCUUCACGGAGCACACACGCCCCUUCUGUCAUUGUACCUACAGGCUCCCGCCGUCUGUCCUCUUUCUCAGACUCGAGUGGGGGAGGCGGUGGUGGUGCCCUUGCAAAUCUCACCAUGGUCCCAUGUAAUGCAGAACCAAGCCGGCUAGCAAAACCACCUCCACCCCAGCAUGGGGCUGUCUGACCACCGUGUGGCCACAACUGGCCGCCCCCACCCCCAGGGGCUGUCUGAUUAUGUGGCCCAGUUAUUUCAGAGAACGAAAACAAAUACAGUGAUGGUGACUUAAGUCUUUCAGCUGUUGAUUUUUAAUUCUGAUCCCUGGAUCAUCAUAAAAGCAAAUGAGUAUUUCUGCUCCAAAAACUGCAGUUUUUAUGUUUUAUUGUGGUUGAACUGUCAGCUGCUGGAGCUGAUCAUAAAUUCGGCAUUAUCAGAACAUUACUCUUGCUGUCUGAGUUGAGAACACAGUGCAACCGAAAUGAAUCAACAGUGUACAAAACUCCCAUCAAAAUAGUUUAAAUUAUUUUUUUGAAAGGGGGGGGGGAACAAGAAUUGUUAGUAUUGUUCCAUUGUGUGCACAUCUCAUACAGUGUCCAUGCAUAAUUGCCUUCAUGACACAGAUCAAUACCAUGCAGUAUUUUUCGCCAUUUGCAGAAAUCUUAUUUUCUCCUGCAAUGAUAGCCUUUCACAUCCCUAGCACGAUAAUGAAUUUGCUGCUAUCCGGGUAUAGUUGUACAAAAUUAUAAUCCUACAGUGAACUGAACUUACACAGUAGUUUCUUAGAGAUGAGGACAGCACACACACACACACACACACACACAUGUAUAUAUACACACACACACUUCAGGAUGUUAUGUGAUUAGAAUAAAGUUUUUUCUGUGAUUCUUGGUCUCAAGAAAAGGUUAACUUCGAGUCAGGUAGGAACUUGAAUGUCAGAAACGAAUAUGUCUGUGGCACUGCAGUAAUGGAACAAUAUACAAGUAUACACUGUUUACACUCAGUUCCAAGUAACAUUGUCCAGCGUUAGCUAAAAACGCAAGCGUAUGAAUCGUGUGAUAUAAGUUAACCCAGUUUCUUCAGCCAAUAUAAAAAUGCUUGUGGUUUUAUAAUUUAAUGUGGACAUCUCUUCAAAGAAGAGCAGUGAGUGGAAUGUACAAUGUAUAUCAGUAAUUAGGGCGGUGCUUCUCAACCAGGGGUCCAAGGGACACUGCCAUUCUGUAAUGUUCAUAUUGCAGGUACCUGAAAUUGGUGGUAAUUGUGUGUUGUGUCUAGUAUGAAGUUCAAGUGACCAUGGCCUCAGGCCUACUGAUGCAGCUGCACUCUGAAACACGUGCCGAUCACCAAGGGGCACAAUGCAGACCAUGUCAUACUGGGGGUAAAAUAAAUUAAAUAACUUCUGUUUACUUCCUUCAGUGUGGUAUAUAAUGAACUGAAGAGUCACAUUAUUAUUAUUAUUAUUAUUAUUAUUAUUAUUAUUAUUAUUAUUAUAGUAUAGAAUUAAAUUCCUGAACUAUAUAUAUAUAUAAAUUACUUCAGGGAAAGUGCCCGAACUAAAAAAGCCUGGUUUCCAAUAGGUUUUAUAACCUCAACGUUUCCUUUUGAGGCUUUCCCUCAUUCUGUCUGUUAUGAGACCCCCCCCCAAGUGCUCUCAUCUUUAGAGCCAGAAUCAGUCCCAACUCCCACUCCAAAGGAAACAUACACACACAUGAAAUACGGGUGAAUCCAUGAGUCUUUCGAUAGGAAACCAGUCUAAAAUUAAUGAAGACCUAACACCUUCUGCAGGGUGUCUUUGUAAUUGCCCAGGUGACUAAGGAUUUCGUGCUGUAUUCCUGCAUCUCUUAUUAGGCAGUGCCUGGUGAUCUCUGUUCUGUUUAUAGAGUCUUGCUAGUUCCUUUAUUUAAUAAUAAAACAUGGAAGGAAAUUUAAAUUUGUCAGGUGAAAGAUGUAAAUAUGAACUCUGCUUUGGCAAAAGUGCCUAAUUCUUAAUGUGUCGGUUUAUUUCUGAGAGAGACCUUCAAGCUGCUAAGCUAACAUUCCUGUCAGUUCUCUGUUAAAUGUAAUACUGAAGAUUCAGAUAAUGUUUGAAUUUCUGUGAAACAUUUCAUGCACUUAAAGAACAUGGGAAAAGCUGUGUGACUGAAAUAUUAGGUCUUGAAUGUACUUCGAUGUAACUAUGCCUUUUUUUUUUAUUGCUAGUGGUGUGGGACUGAGUCGCUUGUACUGCGGCCACUUCUGGGCUAUUGUACCAUAACUAUGCCUUACUCACAGUACAGAUAAAUUAACUUCAGCUUCUGGUCUUUCUAGAAAUCUUUACAAAUUUGAAGUCACUGGGCCAAAUUAGUCUUAAUUUAAGUAUUUGUAUAUAAAUAUGAUUUUAAAUAUGUUUUGUAAUUUUAAUUUUAUUUAUGUUGGUUAAAGAUAUCAAGAGUUCAAUGCAAGUUUUUAAUUCUUAUAAGAUACUGUAGCAGCAUAAUUAAAUAUCAAUAAAUAUGAUAUAAAUAUCAAUAAAUCAGUAAAUACCAUCAGAUUACAACAUAAAAUGAUAUUGUUUUUGCUCAAUACCCUGAUAUGUUUUUACUCUCAGAGAGCCAUCAUUAGGGAUGUUCUGUUAAGCAGUAGUUUUAGUACAGUUCUACUCAAGGUUUCUGCAAGAGUUAUCAUUCACCCUAAAAACUUAACAAAUAAGAACAGGUUCAGUACAAUGUAGUAAUACUGUCACAUGUUAAGUGACGAUGGAUGGGUUUUGGAUUAGUAGCUGGAUUUAUUGGACACUUCUACAGCUUGUGACUACACUUAGCAGAUCACUGUCACACACAGUCACGUUGCUUGUUAGCAGCUUCCAACGACAGAUUUUCCUGUGCUUCCAGGCUCACGUCCUUGCAUGCUGGCAAGCAUCUCAAGCCAGCCUCAUACUCUGACCACUGGCUUCAGACGGACCGCAUAGAAAACACCUCUUCCAACAGUUCCUCCAUUGUUGCCUGCAUAUGUUGCUUAUCGAUGGCUCUGGUAUUUUUGCAUGUUUAUACAGCCACCGUCUAGCAAUGGCUCUAUCUCUGGCAUUACAAUUCUUAUAUUUGGCAUGUGCAAUUCAUACAUCAUAAUCUUCUUUAAAUUGUUAUGUAUAUUAUGUACAGUCCAUAACAAUUUGUAUAAAAAUAUUGAAUUGCCUAAGAUGUCAGUCCCAUAUUUACCCAUAAAUAGAAUGGCUUCUUCCCUUGUAUUGUGUAAGGUUGUUAAGAAUGUGUUAGGAUCCUACCUUCAGCCUGGUUAGUAUUAAACAGUCUGAUAUUAACAGACUAGUACUAAACUGUUUGAGAGGCAGGAUAGCACAACUGGUAUAGUGACUGGCUACAGGCCAGAUGACUAAGGGGAUGGAGUUCGAGUCCUGGUGGGGGCAAGAAUUUUCAAUUCUUCAUGUUGUCAUGGAGCCCACCCAGCCUCCUGUCCAGUGACUACCAGGGGAUCUUUCCCUUGGGUGUGAAGCUGACCACUCACCUCCAACUAGUGCUGAGGUCAAGAACACAUGGGCCUAUACAUCCACUCCUCUGUACGUCUUCAUGGCAUAGUGCUUAAUUAGUUAAGGCCAGGGAUAACAAUUUUACUAAACUGCUUAAUACUCUGGUAGGAUCCUAAUAACCUCAUUCACAAGAGGCAAAAGCCAUCCUAUUUGUGGGUCAUAAAGGGAAUACCAUCUUAGGCAACACAGUAAUAGACAAACAGCAAAAUAUAUUUAUACAAAUAAUUAUGGAUUGCUCACAAGAACUGAAAGACUUAUAAAGUAUAAAUUGCACAUGUCAAAUAUAAGAAUUUAGUGCCUGUAAUAAAAGUUAUGCAGUCAGUAUAACAUAUCAGUAUGGUGUACAAUACAUGUUUCUGUUAAGUUUUGAGAAUGAAUGAACAAUCUUCAGUGAUUGUAAUAGAAGUACUAGUUAACAGAACACCCCUGAUUACAACUGUCUGAGAGUAGAAACAUUUUGGGAUAUUGGGUAAAUAAAUAUUAUUUUAUGCUGUAAUUUGAUGAUGUUUAUUAAAAUUACAUUAAAUUAUAAUACAGCGAUACACAAACAAGUGUGAAUAUACCAAUAAAUCUGUUUCAUGCAGCUGAAAAUAUAUGAUUUUAUUCCAUAAUGGUGGUUAUAGGAUACAGCAGUUACCGCUAUAUGUAGUACUACUACAUUUUCAUUUACUUUAUAAUGUCAUUGUUAGGCUUUUGUAGCCUGCAAGUGGUAUGUAACUUCAGCUUACAGGAUUUAGCUGUGUUGUAUGGUGAAACUGUCUUCCAUGUACAUUGCAGUCACCAUCUUUAGGGCGAAUCAGGGAAUAAAAGGAUGUAACAAAAUUUGUAGGUAUGGAAGAGGGAGCAAGAGUUGGGGUAGGGCUGUACCAUACUCGUAGCUCAGGCAGUUAGUCACUGGCUUCCCAGUAUGGUGGAUUCCAGGUCAGUUAUGAUUUGUGGUGGGCAAACCAAAAUUGCACUGGCACAGGUUUUGUCAAAGCACCUCAGUUUCCCCUAUCAAUUAUCAUUUUGUUGAAUGAUCCAUACUCAUCUAUCAUCUGAGGCUGGUACACUAGGCCCACUAGUGGCUGGAAUACCAAAUGGACUUGGUCUCAUUCCAAGUUAUGAAUAAAAGAAAGAAAGUGGCAUGUAGCAUGAUGCACCAAAAAUUUGUCACUAGAAGGAUGUGACUGGUCAGAUGAUGUAUGUGUAAGCCACUUAAGCAGUGCUGGAACAGUGACCUACUGAAUGGGGGCCAGAGUUUGUUUGAGUAUGGUCACAAAGAGAAAAAUUAGUAUCCCUGCUGGGAAUCAUACCCUAGUCAUCUAGCUUACUGAGCUGUAUUGACUAAUCUAUUGCUGUAAUAUGUGCAUAAAAUUCAUAGAAGUUGGGAGAUAGGCUCAUGAUGGAGCCCACUGAACUGUGUGGUUUUCUUGCAUCUCAAACAAAAUGUCUAGGGCUACAAUUCAGAAUUGGAGAGUUGCUUUGUAAGGAAAUCAUGCCCUUCAAUCUUGACAAUUGUGCCACAUUGGGCUUCAGGCUCUGUUUAAAAAACUAUUGUUCAUUCGUGACAAGGAUCAAUGUCAUUUAACUAAAAAAAUAAGCAUUACUAACAUAAGACUGAAUAUGCCUGAUACAAACGAAAUUGAGAUCCAUAUAUAUAACUGUCACCGUUUCAGUAAUAUUCUUGUAGUGCCAUAGACUUCUUCAGAGACGGGUCUGCAGUACAACAGAUUGUAAGACCCAGGAGUUCUCCUGAGAAAAUCAUAAUACUUAAGUUUGUAAAUGGACUUCUGAUGAAAAAGAUGGAUAACUUUCAGUUGUCUGGAACAAAUUUCUAAGUUGUUGUGAUAUUACAUUACACCCUGUUAUGUCCUUUUUCUGUCUUAUUGAAGUUUACAAGAUUAUAUUUCUCUUGAAAGAAAAACUGUUUAUCUAAUAAAUUAAAUGGAAGGA